GGCGGUGCCGCGGAGGCGGUGGGGUCGGUUCGCCUUUUCCCUCUGUCGCCUGAGAGCUGCCCCCGCGGGAGCAAACGCGGCCCUGGGGGGCUCUGGCGGAGACGACCCGGCGCCCCUCGCUCGGGGGAAAGAGCUCGUGUGGCGGGGAGCAUCUCCUGGUUCCGCUGGGCUCCCUGACUGCUGGGUAGUACCGCCACAGGAAUGACGGUGAACCCACCCCUGUGUUUUAGAGGAAAGAAGAUCCUGGCUCCAAUGGUACGAGUGGGAACCCUGCCAAUGCGUCUUCUUGCCCUGGACUAUGGUGCUGAUAUCGUGUACUGUGAGGAGCUGAUUGACAUAAAGAUGCUGCAGUGUAAGAGGGUUAUAAAUGAAGUGCUUGAAACGGUGGACUUUGUUGCACCUAAUGAAAGAGUUGUUUUCAGAACUUGUGAAAGGGAGAGGAAACGUGUUGUCUUUCAGAUGGGUUCAGCAGAUGCUGAGAGAGCCCUGGCAGUAGCUAAGCUUGUAGAGAGUGAUGUGGCUGGUAUUGAUAUCAACAUGGGAUGUCCAAAAGAAUACUCUACUAAGGGAGGUAUGGGAGCAGCACUGCUAUCUGAUCCUGACAAAAUAGAGUCUAUAUUGACUACCCUUGUUAAAGGAGUUUGUAAACCAGUAACCUGCAAAAUCCGCAUUUUGCCCUCAGUUGAAGAUACUGUGAAUCUGGUGAAGAGAAUAGAAAAAACUGGUAUUGCUGCCAUUGCAGUCCAUGGAAGGAAGAAGGAGGAAAGGCCUCAGCACCCUGUCCACUGUGAUGUGAUCAAGGCCAUAUCUGAAGCUGUCUCCAUUCCAGUCAUAGCAAAUGGAGGAUCUCAUGACUUCAUCAAAGAAUAUAUGGACAUAGAGACCUUCCGGAAAGCAACAGCUGCCUCAUCAGUGAUGAUAGCUCGUGCUGCCAUGUGGAACCCAUCUAUCUUCAGAAAAGAGGGGUUUUUCCCCUUGAAGGAUGUCAUGCAAGAUUACCUUAAAUAUGCAGUGAGAUAUGAUAAUCACUACACCAACACAAAAUACUGUUUGUGUCAGAUGUUAAGAGAACAGUUGGAAACUGCUCAGGGUAAGAAGCUACAUGCUGCACAGUCCACCCAGGAGAUCUGUGAAGUCUUUGAAAUGGGUGACUUCUAUGAAGAAACAACAGCUAUUUUUGAAGCAAAGAAAAUGUCUUUAGAAACUGAGACACAAGAUGAAGAUGACCAAAUGGAUGAUCCGGAUGUAAUAAAAAUGGCUGUUAGAUUUGACAAGCGAGAGUAUCCACCACAGAUUACUCCAAAAAUGUAUCUUCUGGAAUGGUGUAGGAAAGAAAAGCAUCCUCAGCCUGUUUAUGAAACUGUUCAAAGACCAUUGGAUAGAUUAUUCUGUUCAGUAGUGACAGUAGCUGAGCGAAAAUACCAAUCAACUCUGUGAUAAGGAUGGAUGUUGUAAAGGAGGAGGAAGCUCAAAGUGGAUUCAUGCUAUAAUCAAGACAUUGGAGAAAGAAAAACUUUAUGCAAAGCAGCUUAAAGAAUGUGUUGUGGAUGAACUGGUGAGACGAAAGUUAAAAUAGUCAGGGAUCUGGAAUUGGUGUUACAUAAAGGGAUAUAAAUGUCAGAGUAAAUGAUUUACCAUCUCCGUGAGCGCUUUUAUUGGUGAUUUAGAUAUGGUUCUGAGAUCCUGGAUGAUGUUCAGAAUUCAGAUCUGCCCACCACAAAUAUGGGAAGUAGCGAUAUAGUUUCUUAAAUAUGAUUGUUGACAGGAGAUUGUUUAAAAUGAAUAUCAGCAUUGUUUCAAGUUUUCACUAGUUGACUAUAAAGCUUUAGACUGAAUUACUUAUAAAGGAUGAAAUGCUGGUUGAAUUAGGUGGAUUAAAGUAACAUACUUUGGAUCUAAGUUCUCAUAAACCUAUUUAGUCAAGGAAUUUUGCCUCCAGCUUUUUUCUGUUUGAAAUUUUUGUGUGCCUAAGAAGGAGCUGAUAUUCAGUACUUCAUGGUGACUGCAUGAGAUUUUUCAUGAAAUGUAUUAUAUGUAAUUGAGAUGGGAUGUGAACUGAAGAAUGCUGAAAAGGGGUAUCGAAUGACCAUCAGUUAAGGAAGUUGCUGCCUGUCCUUGAGUCUCAUCGAUGUAUUGGAAUGACACUGUGUUUGAACUAUGUUGUCAUUAUAUUCUUGGCACUAAUUAUUUUUGAAACAAAUAACACACAUUUCUCAGACACAUGCAAAGCUACUGAAUGAACUACUAUAGCAUUGAAUUCAAACAUGUUAAAUGCUUGCUUUCUUGAAAGGAAUAGUGUGGAGAUAACUAUGGCAAGGGACAGUGAAAGCUGACUUGACACCUGUUCUGAGCUCUUUCAUUGAUCUGUUCUCACUCACCAGUAAUUUCACCCCAUUACAAUUCCAGAUCCUCUGUUAGCAUAGACACCAGUGUGUGUUUUCAAGGCUGACAUGAUACCUGUGGUUCUAACCAAGGUAUCCUGUUUCUUGUUGCAAUCUCUUUCACCUAUUACCUCCUCCCUUUUGCCAGCACAGACACUUGCUUGUGAUUGCUUCAAUUCCCUGAUGUGAUUCACUCUGGGACCACAAAAGUAUUAGUAGUGGCACAAGAGCAAAGAUGGCACCUUGGUAGAGAAAGGGUACCUGGGAACUGGAAGCGUCUGUGGAGUGAAAAUGGGAACCGCUUCAGUCAAUAUUUAUCACCUAGGAAAGGUCAGUAUAGCCGCAGCCUCAUUAACUUCAGGCCCAAAGAAGUACCUCCUGGCAGCCUAACCUUUGCGUUUGUGGAUCUUGUUUAUUGGCAGGGUUCAUAUUAGUCAAAUGAAACUUGUAAUUUUUUGCGUUAAAUUGUCCAUACAAAUGAUGAGAAUCAUGGCAACAGAACCCUCCUGAACAAGAAUAUUGUACAUUGAGAGACAGUUUGCUUUGUAAGUUCUGUGAUUUCUGGGAGCAGCCAAGACAAAUGGUAUUUCCAUGUAAUAUAAUGGCCAGUCUUCGCAAGCGAAGAUCCGGGGAAGGUCUUUACACCUUCCAGCCUGCGCAUUGGAUUUUUUAGGUGAGACACAGUGUAUGUAACUGAAGUAAUAUUGUUACAAUGACUGCCUACUGGCAGAACAGAUGGACCGAAACAGAUCUUGGAGAUGGCUAAACUUCUCAAGUAUUUAUUCACUUUUGUAGAACAUCAUGCACCCCUGCAAUGAAAUCUGUGCUGCACGGGUUCUGCUAACAACAGCUGAUACAGCUGCUUUACAGCCAUGCGGGUUGUCCUUGCAUGAGCUGAGCUCUAAAAAUGCCUACAGCGUACAUCCACUCUCAGUCAUGGGGAAUUGGUGGGCCAAUAUCUGCAUUACUGAAUGGUAAAAUAGUUCUAAUCCAGGUGGACUACCCAUCGAUUUUGAUGCAUGUGGCAGCAAUGCGAGUUUGUGAUGGAAAUCUCUGUUUCUGAGCCUAGAUUGUGUUUUUAGAGAAGACUGUAUCUUUUAAACCCUAGACAUUUUAUUGCUUCUUGCUAGUUCUCAAUUGGGAUCAUGGCAGCUGAUAAACAAUUCAGGCAAGGGUAGAAUCUAAAAUUAAAUAUCUUGUUUUACCUCUUUUCUCCUCCCACUAUUGUUUCCUGAAAACAAAGAGCAUUUUGAAAUAAUUACUGAAACCGCAGCCCAUUUGUAAAUGUUCGUCUAGUAAAUUUAUGCUCUGAAAAAAGUUUGGAUUAGUGCCUACAUAGGCUGAUGUCCUCUGACUAUGAUUCAGAUACACUGUGGUCAAGUCAACUUUACAAAUGUGUCUUGUGAAGUCCUCCUGCCCCUGCAUCUCACUCUCAGUUCUGCAAGUGCAACUCUGUGUGCAACCCUUUGGCUACCUAGACCAGGGAACUGAUGCAGAGUAAAAACAAGCCUGCAAGAUAGAGUGGUUUUGUUAGGUGGAAUUUUUUGAUAACCAAGGGCCACUGCUGCCAAAAGAACCACUCAUAAACCACUUUUAUUCUCAUCUAGGAUGCCUUUGAACUGGGUUAUAUAGUUUCUGUGCUAUCCAGGGCCCCACAGUUCACAUUACCAGAUGCUUUGGACAAUGUCUCACUCUAAAAUGAGAGAUGAAAACAGAUACCUUUUCAACACAGAAGUGGCGGCUGUAAGUAUUUAAAGGGUAGAUAUUGGCAACUACAAAUGAGCUGAAAUUGAAGCUAAGUGGAUUCUUGCAUGUCUAACAGACAAACAGCAUUCCUGUACAAAGUGAGUUGUCUUUCCUGGCAGUAAGGCACUUAGUUGUUUUUUGACUGUGUAACAGAUGCUAUGCCUCUUCUCUAUGCAUGUAAGAUAACAGCAUUUAAUAUUUGGAGGAAAGUUGCUCUGCAGCAAAGAAAAUUUGUGGCAAUUCAAAAUGUGGAAAAGAGAUCAAAUAGGUUUCAUCUUGCAGCAGUUUCUGAGUUAACUGGUUUUAUUUUAAGAGAUUAUUUUUAAAAUAGAACUGCCAGAGGCUAAACUUUGCAGAUCAUUAAAAUAUAAAUACAUUUUUCCAAAUGGUCAUCAGUUCCUCUCUUUAAAGAAACUGCUAUACAGCUUCUAGGGUUUCCUAGUGAGAUUUCACUCCUUUCUUCUAAAUUCUGGUAUUCAUUCACUUUGUAUCAGGGUAUUAAUAGCCACGGUAACCAACUCUCAGUGAGAACCUUGUCAAGUCCUAGAGUAACAGGAGCCAACAAAAAGGAGCAUUUUUCUUUCAUUUCUUUCCUAUGGUUCUCUCAUAAUUUGCCACAAAAAUCAGAUUAUUUUGACAGAACCAGGUUAGGGAGUGAUUCUAUGUGUAUUCAGACUGGCAAAUCUGAGAGGACUGGCAAAUAGAGGCAGUGUGAAGGAGUUCGUCUCUUCUUAAUACAGAUCAGCUGCACAUGUCUGACCAUGUCCUCAAGUUCAGUAAUAAUCUCUCUCAGAUCAAGGCAGGGAAAACAGAAACUCCAUUCUCAAAGUGCCUUGAGAUACAGAGGCCAAAUGAAUGCUCAACUUAUGGUCCAAUUUCUGAUUGGAGUUCUGAUUGCUCUAGACAGACAAAUAAGCUUGAUCCUUUGCUUUACUUGGCUAUGAAUGAAACCAAGGUUUGCAGAGAGAUUUUCCAUCCUGAACUGGUCCCAAAGAGCAUAAGGGAUGGAAAAAGGUAAGGGGAAGGGAAAGGUUCAGGAGAAAGAAUUGAGAGAAAACUAACCUUUUCUCACUACUCUUUGAUGAUGCUCAUGAGACUCUUAUUAUUUUCUCAACAAACAAGGUGUUGGUAUCUUAAACAGUAUAUCUUCCUGAAGGGUCCAGGUAUUUCUCACAGCUGCUGGGGUAGGUGACAGACACACACAGUUGUUUGUGAACCCCGUAACACAUCUGGGAAGGCAUAUAAACUUCUGUGACAUUAUUCACUCUUGAACUUGAAGGCAGAUUGGCAAAAAUAAUACAGUUGGCUCUGGUCUCCAUGUUCCUACCACAUCUAUAUAAACCUAGAUAAGAUAAAAAGUCUUUUAAAAAAAUUUAUGCAUUUGAGUUUUCAUCUGACUUCUGGCUCCAUGUUUUUGUCUACAGAUUAAAAAGCCACAAGCAUGCGGGAUUACCAAGAGUAAUUUCUAAAGGGAAAGACUGGGGAGGGGAGGAUGAAAACAAAAAUGUGCCUCUGUUCCCUAAAACAAAAGCAUAUUCUUUGAAAUAUCUUUAUAGAAAUUCUAAAUAGGGAGCGUAUACCCUGGUCAGUAUGUGAAAGAUACUUAGUCUACUCCAACUGUCCUUCAGAAAAAUUACCAGGCUCUGGCAGUGUCACUGGGGAGGCAGAUACGACCUGUAAACAGACUAACUGUUAGGAAUUACCUCCUACCUCGUGGAAAAACAAGUACUCUAUUAUAUAGAGUAAUAAUUCAGCCUUGUAUUCAUAGAAGUGGAGAAUAAGCAGCUGCUUAACAGUUCUUUUUUGAGUGUUACAGAGUUUUUAAAAUUCUGCCUAUGCAUUUUUAUAUAUAAAUACCUAUAUUGUGUAUCUGGUUCAGGGAUAGGCAAACAUGCUGGAUCUUGGAAGUUUAUACAUUUAUGUGGAGUUAUAAAAUAGUCUGCAUAUUUUCCAAUAAACUGCAAGAGUCAGUAACAACAAGCUUGUUCAUACAAAAGCAGCAUGCAAUUGCAGCUGUAUCUGGGGUGGAAGGGAGAAGAAGAGAUCCCCUUGGAGAGCGUGUGUCACCCUUUUUAAGUGGGUAUCUCCUUGGUUCUCUUAACACAAGUCUGAUUUAUAGGUGGAUGUUCUUUUUUUGAAGAAAAGGGCAACACCAUGUAGUUUGUGGGCAGACAAAAUGCCAGCUGAACUGUGAGUUCUGAACAUAUAACAUGACCCUUUAAAAAUUUUGAAAUUUUAGUAAGGACUGUCUCUACCAUACGAGCCCUGCGCAAACAAGCCCAUUUUUGCACAUAUAGUGAAUGUGCUAUAAUAUGGAUUUGCAAAGAAGCAGCUAAAACUGCAUAUUUGCAAGGAAGUCACUGUAUUCCACUCAUGGGACCCCUAUGGUUUCAGUUUAAAAGAGUACCUAAUUAUUUGAGGGACACGUUUUGUUGCAGUCCUUGACUGACAUCUUUUUGCUUCCCAAGAAUUCCCCUUUAAUUGGAUGCCUCCAUACGUAGCAGAAACAUCUUAUGGUCAGACAGGAUGGCUGCUGUAGUUUGAUGAACACUUUUUCUGGUGUUAGUACUCCUCAGUCUCUGACUGUUCAUUCCCCACAUCAUUGUCCCUGUCUCACUUGCUUAAGUAUGAUUACUUAUGGAAUUCUGUGGUAAAACAGAUUAGAGAGUUGAUGCAGGUUAAAAUCUGUGUUCUCCACUUCCACCACCCCUCCAAAGAGUUCUUUGGGGUCAACAAGGCAGAAAAAAAGGGAAGGAACAAGGAGCCUUGGAGGCAAGGGUGGAUUAAGACAGCACUGAUGGCAAAAAGAGUAUUUAUCAGACUAUGUUCUGUAAAUAUUAGCCAUCUUUGUUGAUGUGGAAGUCUCCGACGUUAGAAAUGUUAAAGGUUUCUCAGUAGAGCUAGUCCAAGGAAGCAUAAACCAAACCCAUUUGUUUCAUAAACAAAACCCCAACCUGAUCUGUCCAAAGGGAGAAUUGCCAUUAUGGAAGAGAUGUGCUGUUUCUCCAGCUGCCCUUGGCGAGGCAGAGUGCUCAAAAUCUACAUGUACAUCGUAGCCUUUCUCUGCACAUACAUGUAUUUGUCAUGUAAAACUGUUGGUACAAAAAUUUAAACAAGUAUUUUUAAAAUUUAUUUUAUUUUAUAUAUAUACAAAUAAAAUAAAAUAAAUUUAAAAAUUUAAAAGUUCAAGUUUUAUUUUCAGAACUAAUAUUGGGGACUACAUCCCACUGAAUUAAAAUGAAAGACUGAUAAAUUUCUAAGGCAUUUUGGAAACGAAAUGUAGGUUUAGGAAGUAAUUUAUUGAUGGUAGGCAAUUUACUCCAUCCAUUGCUCAGACCUUAGUCCUACUGCUAUGUACAGUCAAGCUUCAUUUCUAGGCACUGCCAUAGAAAUUUGGUGGUUGUCAGAGUUUCAGGUCAAGUUAAUUGAGAGGCAUUUUUGAAUUAGUGCCAUAUACCUAAAAAUCAGAAGUUGUCUUUCAAGUUGAAUAUAUGCAGAUUUAUUUCUUCUUUAACUUCAUGCAACUCUUCAGUGCUAACCAAAAUUUUACUUAACCAUCCCAUUGUCUCUUUUAGUAACAAGAGGCAAAGUCAGUUUACAUAGGGUGUCUCACUAUAAUCUUCUAUAUUUAGAACUGAACUUUUUCCCCACAACUCCUGGAGACAAAACACCAUGUGAGAAGUUGACUACUCUCAGCUGAGAACAGAAAUAAAAGUGCCAGUAACAUUGCAAAUAAGCCUUUUUCUCACGAGACUUAUAGCACAUUUUUUUCUGACAGAAAGCAUUCAGAUGAAUUUCCAAACUCUUAGAUGUUUAUCUGAACUAUACCCAUUUGUAGCUUUCCUUAUAUCUGAGACUAAAAAGUAUAUUUGUCAGGGCCAUGGCUUAGAAAACAAUCAUCACUAGUGGACAGAUUGCUUAUUUUCAGAGGUACUGGUAUGAAUUGUGGGGAGGGGAUAAAUUGAUGAAUUGUUGUCGGUUUUAAAGAUUUUCUUUUACUUGAAGUAUAUUUUAGUCUGUUUUUCCUGAUGAUUUACUAUUGCAUAUCACUUCUUCCAGACAAUAAUCCCUUGAAGUGAUUAUCCUUCUCUUUUCUGAGUGCAAAAUGUGUCUUUAGAACUAAGGUUAACAAGAGAAAAUCCUGUAGCAAAUAAUCCAAUAGCCCUGUAUUUAUCACUUGCAGUAAGCCUCAUUAUUUACUUUUCAGACUUAUUUUCUCCAAGUUUCACUGCUGAUCAGCCUCAUCACAGGUUUUUUUCUAAAGUCACUAUACAGCAAUGUGUUUGCAGCAUUUAUCCUUGAGAUACCAUCUGUUCACUCACAUGCUUGUUCAUACGGGUUUUUGCUGGUGUUUGUGAAGAGCACGGAUCUCACAGCAGUGCUGGAGUAUUUCUCUGGAGCUGUUGCCCCUUGUGGCCAUACCCAGUGACUGGGACUGUGUGUGAGGUUUUGUCUCAUGACACGCAGCACUUGGCAGCAGUACUAACUUUAGAUAUCCGUGGUCUGUGUUCUUAUUGCAUCCACUGCACCAUCCCUGAGCGCUUGUGCUGACACAGCUUUUUGUGGAUCAGAUCAGGGAACUUACCUGGCCUGAACAGUCCUCCCCAUCUCCCUACAAAUAAAGAACGAAGCUGGGUCAGAUCCCUUGCUCUGGCUCACAAGGUGGUCUCAAAUAGUUCUGCCAAACCAGCAGAACAGAUGGCAUUGCUUCUGUGGCACAGAGGGAAGGAACAGAGCAUUACUGGUGUUGCCUAACACCAUAUUCUUAUUAGCCUCAGAGUACAAACAGAUACAGAUAUUAAAUUUAUUUCUUAAUACUUCUUGUUAUAACUGCAAUUUACCUUAAUGGCUGGGUUGCUGAUUUUAAGUAUAAAUGUGUAAGGGAGGAGGUUUUGAGACUUAGGUUUUAUAAUUUAUCGUGUAGUCUAAAUUAGUUUAUUCAAAUCAAUUAAAAUAUUGUUAGAAAAAGAUCUGUACUUAAUAUACCCAGCUGGCAUUAAUGGCAGUCUGACUAACUAGUACAGAUCAAAGAAUUGCUUCUUUUGCUAAUGAUUCUUUAAUAGCUAGGUUAGUAUCAUCUUUGGUUUGUUAUCUGGUACAGUAAAGAUACAUGUUUGAAACAGUAACAAAGUCCCUGCAAAUAGGGUCAGGUCUGGCUCUGUUCCCUGAACUAGUGUGUGCUCCGGCAUUCAGUCAAAUUGAACCGAUUCCAAUGAUUUCUGUACUGUACCUGACUCGAGCUGGCUUUUCCUGCAAGUCUUGUAGGCCAGAAACCUGUGACUGUGCCUUUGCUGCCUUGCAUUCAUUCUCCAUAGAUAUUGUUCUUUGAUCAAACCCGCAGAUACCCCAUGGUUUAAAAGCUUUUUCCCCUCUCCCCCCACUCUCUGCACUUUGGCACAAGGCAAGCAAUUGAUAAUUUCUGUUUUUGUUUGUUUGCUUUUUGUUUGUUUUGGUUUAGUUUUGUUCGGUUUUUGUUUUGUUUUGGUUUGUUUCGUUUUUUAAGAAAAAGAUGUGUAGGAGGUACAACAACAGAGGACCAGGAAAGGACUAUAUGCAAACCCCUUUCUUUCACAUCUGUUGUGGCCCCAUUACAAAACAGCUGCAUAAUGAGAGAGAGCUCUGGUACACACCCAUCAAAUAUCUCAGAGAAUUGGCCCUGGGGCAUAGGCAGGUGGGCUGUUGGUGAAGAAAACUAAGGUGAUAAAGUUAUGACCAAGUUACAGGUUCCAUCCUGAUUUUCACAUGGAGUUAAGGAAAAUCUGCUGUUUAAGCUGUGUGGGCUGAUGUGGCUUAUUUGAACGGUUACUGAACAGGGAGUGUCACUGCUCGCUGUGUGAGUUGUGUAGGUGUCUGGGAAGGGUCCCCCUUCCCUGAGCCCAGCAGCCAUCACACCGGGACAUGCAUCCGCAGCCUGAGAGGGAACCGCCACAGGCUGAGCGGAGCUGAAAAACCUGCCACUUCCCAAAGAAAGUGAUUCCAUUCCUGCCUUAUUCUGCCCAAGGCAGAAAAUUAACACAGUAAAAGUGGGUGAGAUGUUUCCAUGCAGUUUAGUGAGUUAAGUCAGUUCUCUGAAGGUCAUAUAAGAGAACGCAUGUGGAAUCCCUCCUUUCCUCAGCAGGGAAGUUUGGACUGGUGUGGUGAUCUCACUCCACCUUGCCUGGGUUGGUUUUGCACAACAAUUCAUAGCAAGUUAUGCUGGGUGAUUGUGACUUUCUGCUGAAAGACGUUAGUGUGCCCUUGUUGGAAGGAUUAGAUUUAGUGAAGUUUCAUCUAUUUAAUUUACUACCUGCUAAAGCUAAUUACAGUUCAUGUCACCAUUUAGACUGCGAGCUCUGGGAUUCAUAUGAAGGUGGUUAACCACAGAGUGUUGGACUGCUAAUGGUCCCAGGGGCCCUAGGACCUCCUAUCAAACAACCAUGAAACUGAGCGAGCUGAGGUCCCUCUGUUGUGCCACUCAUGCUACCAUAUAAUGAGCCAGUUCAGGGAACUGAAACAAGAAGUUGCUUUCUUUGGAGAGCUAGUUUUUAACUGGCUCAGAUCCCUGAGCUGACUUACUGCGCAGUGCUCACAUCAGCACAAAUCAAUGAGCAGUCAAGGGGAGGGCGGAGGACCAGGCUGUGGCAAUUGUAAAUUAGGUUGGCGUAAGGUGUUAUCGAAAUACACUCUAAAUGGAAGCAGAAAAAAAAUAAAAACUUUCCUUUCAGAAUAUUGUUUUUCUUGAGCAAUUGAACUACUACUGAGAAAUGCAAAUAUAUGAAGUACACAGAAAUUUAAAUCUUACACAAUCCUAAUUAAAUUUUUGAGUCAGUAUUUGGGCCAGUUAUGUUGUAAAUAUUGAAGUAGAUUUCCCCCGAGAAGGUUUAUUCUCACAGUUUUGUUUAAAUACCUGUCAUUCUGGCAAUUUUAUGGGUUAAUUAAUUUAUUUUCUGAAAUGUCUUUCUGGGAUAUUUUCCCUUUAACUACUUCAACCCAUAACCUCCUGUUCUGAGAGUUACUUAAUCUUUGGUCUUGUACAGUUUACUGGCAACCAUUCCAUUCCUUUUAGGAUUUCUCAUUUUUGAUUCUCUUAGCAAUAUAAACUGCAUAUAGCUACUAUUUCCUAACAGGAAGCCUCACACAGUGAAUUGAUGUUACAUUUAAUUAACAGAAGAGUUUUAGAUAUUUCAUAAAGUUACUGACACCAGAACUGCUGUACAUUAAUACCAAAUGUUUGACAUUGUUUACUGUGAGAAGAGAUUGUAAUCCCGGAUUAAAAUCAUAUUAAAAGAUGGACUAAAUUUACUUUCCAACUAAAGAAUUGCUAUAGGAAAGAGUUAACAUUGCUUGGAUAUACUAUAUGUAGUUCUAUACCUUAAUAAGUUUGGAUUUCUUUCAAAUUGUACUCUUAACAUUUCCUGGUUUACAAACUAAUUUUCUACACUGAUUUUAAAGUCUAAUUUUAAACUCUUACAAUCAAUUUUAUAACAGCAUCAGUAUUAUUUGUUAGGGAAUUCCCAAUGAGAAAAAGUCCAAGAAGUCCAGUAAGACUGUUUUUAAUACUCUGAAGGUAUAUAAAUACCAAUAUUGAUACUAUUUUUAGUUUGAUCUUUUGUCUGGUUCAUUGGUACAUACCAAUUGUUUUGUACCAAGCCCAGUCAGAGUCUGGUAGCUAGUUGAACUGGGUUUACAACUUUGGAAGCUGCUAGACAAAUAACUUUCAUGUGCUGUCUUGACUGGAAAAGAUUAAUUUCCAGUUUAUGGUCAUACUGUAGCAGACACGCCCCUCCCCGUGCGAUAAUAAAUAUGAAACUGUAUUCUGUGAUACAGAUCUUGAAUAUCUUGACUGUUUUUGGAAGGUGAUACUAUAAAAAUUUUUUAAGCAUAAAAUACACUUUUUCUUAACCUAGGUAAAACUUGGAGCAAGCAGUGUCCCAUUUGGUGCCUCUGGUGCUUUAGAAGGCUUUUCCUUUUAAUGUUUCUUGAACAACUGUAUAAACCCAGAGGAUUAGAGUCUGCCUGCAGCAGAGCACCAAGAAGGGCAGCUGUUCUCUUCAGCAUUUUUUUGCUGAGCCAUCAGGACAGCUUAAUGCUACUACAUGUUAAAAACUCAUGCAUUAUAGUGAUUGUGGGUACAGACAGUACACACAGUGCUGCUGACCACUUCCUGCUGAAUCCCUGCCCCACUGAAAGUAAUAGGAUAAAAGUUAGAUGGUGUAUCAGCAGUAGCUAUUUUAUCUUGAAAAAUUAUACAUCUUUUUGAUAAUGUUUUGCUUGGCUUUUAAUCUAUAAAAAUAGAAAGAGUAAAAGGAGGCAGAAUAGGCAAAACAAUAGUCUUCAGGCUUUGUUUCCUUGUAAUUAGAUGAAUUCGCAGUUGCAGUAUAUUUCUUGCUGUUUUCUUGAUUUAUUUUUUUGCUUUCUCAAAUGGUCAUCAGAUUCUGCCUUUGUGAAUUUCCCCCCAUUGUAUUAUCUCUAUCAUAAAUAUAUCUUAAAAACCUCAUUAUGUCCCCAGGAAAGAACACUUUACUCUGUGCCAUGCAAUAGCUCUGCCUUUUUUUAGAUCUUCAGGGGUUUUGCAUUCUUUUUCAUCCAGAUAUUUGAGUCAUAGCACUCCUUGCUAAAACUCUGGUUUGCUUUAGUCUUGUACGUGUGGAAAAGACCUUGAAGAUGGUUUGCAGAAGUAUGUGGCAUCACAGUGUAGGGUACUGGUGUGUUUAUAACUUGAUGCCUAAACCGGGGUUUGUGCUAAUGACUCUUCUCUCGUAUUGUCAGUCUAAGAUCUUUUGCAAACCUUGUCCCCCUCUCGGUUUUGUUUAAGGAACUUAUUUUUUCAAGGACAAAAUAUUUUGCUGUGUUUCUGCUACCUCGUUGAUGUUACAUAUAUAGAAUAUAGAUGUUUUCUAAUAUAUUUUUUGUGUUUCAUUCUACUUUCUCCCUAAAUAAAUCCUUUGAUAUACUGCCUUUCAUUUAGGCAUAUUAAACCAUGGAGGUUAUCAUGGAGGUGACCAGCUUCCAUUGCUUUAUAUUCUUUGUCUCCCAAUUGUUACUACCUGGAUGUAACUAUUAUGAUAUUUUUGCCUAACAAUGACAGAAACUAGAAGUAAAUGACAAAAUUAGAGAACAUUUUGCAUACUGAGCAAUUUUCUAAUGCUACAUUUUGCAAUUGUUGUCUGCUUUCCAAUUAAUCAACAGAUUGUGAACCUCAGUAUCAGCAAAUACUUUAUACAAAACUCAGGCUAAUAAAAAUAAAACAGAAUAGUUAAUUGUUUUUCCCAGUAACCAGUGCAGCCUUGAACACUUCAAGUGUUAACUAGCCAACAUUUUAACUGAUAAAGGCACGUGGCAUUUUGUACAGCUAAUCAUAUCUUCAGUCCGUCAAACUCAAACAAUGUUAUACUUCAAAAGGACAUUAUGCAAUGAAAUACAUGAGAAAAAAAAGAUUUUAACCACAGUUUGUGUCAUGUUUUAGAAUGGAUGUAUUCUUUAUUUUAACAUGAGUCACUCUUAAUGUCAUGGUUUAUACGAUUGUUUUAGACAAAUUUUUUAAUGGGAAGAUAAUCAAUGUAAGUUUGGUAAGGACCUAAUUGAAUCAUUUCCUGAUCAAAUAGUGUCACAGUGUUAAAUUUAACAAGUUUAGCCUUUUCUCCUACUGAUUUUCUUAAUGGGAAAGUAUUUGUGGCUUACUGGUAUUAUUCCUUCUUAACGUAUGGGAGCACCAGAACCUCGUCUCCAGAGGAGGAAACAGCAGGUCAAACAUUUUAUUUUGCAUUCGUAGAAGGAUGACUUCUGCAUAUUCAGACAUCUGUGACCUUUUUGAUAAUGAAAGCAACUGAUCAUAUGAUUUGGUUUUGCUUGAUGACUAGGUGAUAUGAAUCCUUGCAGUAAGAUUUCUAGUUUGAAUACAUGUUAAAAAAACAUUUUAUGUGAGCAUUCAUUGAAAUGCUAUUGUUUUGUUCAAUAUAAAUUAACAGCUAAACCAUUCUUUAUAUACAUAUCUGAUGAAUUAAUAUAUAGGACUUGCAAAUACAGCAAAAAUAAAUUAAUUUUAAAUGGGUGAACCUUUACUGGGUAAUAUUAUUCCACAGUUGACUGGGGGCACUCCAUUAAUUGAAUAGAUCAUUCUCCAGCUAGGAAAAAUAAUGAGAUAGUAUUUAAUUAGUUGUUCCUUUUUGUGUUUUGUCUUUUCUACUUUCCAUAAAUUUUUUAAUGUAUAGCAGGACCUUUAUCCCAAUCCAGUCUGACGUAUCAGAAGCCAGAGGAUCCAGUGAAGACUUAUUCCUGGGAAGGAGUUAGGGUAGAAAGGUAAUGAUUGGGACCAGCAGCAUAAUAUCAGAUGAAGGACUGUGGUGAGGAUUGAUUCUGUGACCAAAUUGAAUAGUUAAACCUCCCAGCCCUUGCUCUGUCAAAGAAGAAUCAACCCUCUUAACAUGCAAUCUGGACAGCAAGCCAGGUGGAAACUCAAGUCAACUAAAAAACUAAGACAAGAGCUGCUAAUGAAAACUACUGCCUCUGUUCCAAUGCAAAGGCAAAAAUAAACGUAAACCACCUGGCUGGCCUGUUUGACUUUAUAAUGGGAUAGAUUACAGCAAAAAAGGCACAUAAGCACCUGCAACAGCCGAGGUAUGGCUGUCGUGUUCCACAUGUUACCUCUCAGCUGAAACCUGUUUUGUCCAAAUGAAAAUGUUGGGUGAGAAAGUUCAUUAGGCACAGAUUAGGCAAGUGGUGUGAGCACACGUGAUCUAACAACUGCAAAAUGGAUUCAGUUCCACAGAGGAACGUAGGGGUCCAAGAUCCAAACUACUACUAUUAAGUUUUUCACACCGUUAGAAACUACUGUUUCACAUUGUCUGAAUCUGAUGUGGGUCAAGGACAAAAGAGUGGUUUGCACAAGGCUGACAGUCCUGCUCAUUGAAGAGUGAGCCCAUGAGGCUUCCUAUGGAAACCUGGGCAUAUGCAUAUCAAGAAAAGAUACAUUUAUUCUGGUUGCUUAUUCUGAACUAUGGUGAAAAGCUGUAAUAAGAGAAAGUAUCUUUUUCUACCUCUGAAGAUAAUUAAUAUACUGAUGAAGAAACCUAAUUUAUGGAUAAACUAAGGUUAUGUGCAAUUUAUUGAACUAGAAUAUAUAAGGAGGGAUGACUUCAGCACAUAAGAUUGUGGUUAUAUCUUAGCUAAUCAAAGGACAUUGAAUGUAACGGGGAAAGCAGAAAACCUGUUGCACCUUAAACUGCACACGCAUUACACUUGAACAGAACCCUAUCAUAAAAGUAUCAUAGUAUGUACAGAUCCUAGAAUAGUAUAGCUAAGGCCUCAGAGACUGGGGUUCCAUGUUGCUACAACAGUUGUGUGAUGCUUCUCCUUGUCCAGUACAAAGAGAGAUAUUAGCCCAAAUCAUCUAGCCAGGCUGUUAGACUUCUCAAAUGCAAUGCGUAAGAAGUAUUCCAAACUUGAGAGUCCUUACUAAGAGGCCUGGGCAAUCUAAGGGAAAAGAGGAACAGCAGAAGUUGUAUUAUGUUCACCUCAGAAGGACAGUAAAGCAGUGAUUUAAGUGUCUAUAUAAAUAGCAAGUUACUUGUGCCCCUUUGAAGAAGUCUGAAAAUUAGACUGCAAGAGGAGGGAAGCUUGGAACAGAGCCUGUAUUUUCUAUAUCCCAGUCUUGUACAACAGUACUGUCUGCUGGCUAAUGAACAGUCAAAAAUGAAAGUUAAAAUAUGGAAAAGUAAGUAAAAUGCCACCUUAGUCUUUUUAUUGAGCCUAAGAGUUUUCAUGAAAUCUCAACUGAAUUUCCACUAAUAUUUAUCUUAUGCAAAAACAUCACUAUGUAUUAAAAGAGUUUGUUCUUGUUGUGGUAGCAAUCUUGGUUAUUGUCUGAUUUCACUCCCAAACCACUUAAGCCUUUGUAAUAACACUCUAAGGUAUCUAUAAAAGCAAUAAUUUCAGAAGCACUUGUGCCUGGAGUGUCCUUGUAUAUUGAUAUAAGUAAUAAUGUAGCUGAUACUUUUACUUUGCUUUCAUUUGAUGAUCUAAGAGCAAAGUACUAUGAAUAUAAAGUCUGUGAGGAAAGCCAUGCAGUUCAAUGUCAGAUUUCUAGACCCUCUUUUAAGAUGUGUGAUGGUAACCACCAAAUGGGAGGAUUCCAACCUGCUCCAUGAAAAUAUAGAAAUAUAAAGCAGCAGCAAACUUUAUGAAGUAAUGUUUGGAUUACAUGGCAGAAUGUUAAACAAACAAUGAAGCAAAGCAAUGGUUGUUUGAAAAUAUAUUGAAGAGAAAUAUAUUAAACUGUGUUUAAUAUGACUGCAGUAAGUUUAGGAGGGCAAUGAAACUUCUUGGGGAAAACUGUAAAAUGGUUAAGUGAGACUGUGACCUCAUUAAGUUUUUAGUGUGGGUAUGUUUUUGUCAACACACACCUUGUAGGCAGUUAUUUUUUUUUUUUUUAGCUUUGUAAUCUUGCUAUUACAAAUGCCCCAUUUAUUAAACACUGAGCACAAAAUUUAGAUAGAAUUGGUAUAAUUAAGUUAUGGCAUAGGAAGUCUUAAAAGGAUGACUAGAUUUUCACUGAAAAUUUCAAACUUACCCAAGUUCAGUCAAAUUGCUGUCUUCUACUCUGUUUUCUACUACCAUGUAUUCUAAUGCCUGAACUAGGACAACUUCUAAUUUUGCUGCAAAACUUUCCAAUGCUAUGCAAUCUACUUUUGAUUUUGUUUUCCUUAAUUCCCCAGUGGCAGAAGUUUCAUAUUUCACCCAAGCACUGGUAAUUAGCCAAGAUGUCACAUAUUAAAUAUAAAUAACCUGACCUUGUGUGCAGAAUGCAAGCCCUUUUCCUAUACUACUGCUGAAUUUAACUUUCUUCAACAUAGGCUCUAUGCUGAAAUAUUAUCUUUCUCCUAUAUAACACCAUUCUGCUUGCUUAAACAAUGGAUGUUCCUUGUUAGCUGUAAGAGACAUGAAGGGAAGGCUGUGACAAUUUUGUUUGUAUGCCAUUUGCAAAUGAGUUUAAGAGUAUUUAGUAUAUAUUCACAUUGAUCAAAAAACUUCCCUUAAUGUACUCGUGCUUUCUUCAAUUGCAGCUGUAAAAGGCAUUAACUACAGCUGCAGCCAAGGAACACUGUCUGCUCAUUCCAGGGGUCUUUGUCAUCUGCCCUUUCUCAUCUGCCCUUUCUGUGCCACGGUGGUGUGUGUGCCUUCUAAACAGGUCCAGAUUCAGCCACAA
This is a messenger RNA of Myiozetetes cayanensis, 17310 nucleotides long. It is a transcript of the gene DUS2, whose product is annotated as dihydrouridine synthase 2. Bases 202 to 1437 code for a protein of 411 amino acids. The transcript is spliced from 16 exons. Gene Ontology annotation, cellular component: cytoplasm. The record is from RefSeq and is a predicted model, not a curated record. Gene Ontology annotation, biological process: tRNA dihydrouridine synthesis. NCBI's taxonomy places the organism in Eukaryota, Metazoa, Chordata, Aves, Passeriformes, Tyrannidae. Gene Ontology annotation, molecular function: tRNA dihydrouridine synthase activity; tRNA binding; flavin adenine dinucleotide binding.